Messenger RNA from Schistosoma turkestanicum, 321 nucleotides. NCBI's taxonomy places the organism in Eukaryota, Metazoa, Platyhelminthes, Trematoda, Strigeidida, Schistosomatidae. The record is from the annotation of a GenBank genome assembly.
AUGAUUGUGGACUUAUAUAUAUCAUCAACCUCAGGCAACACAAACGUCAAAAGUAGACAACAGUAUAUAAUAAACAGACUCACUGCUGCGAAAAUACCCUUCGAAGUUAAAGAUAUAUCCUCCUCAGAGACGGACAAACAGUUCAUGUGCAAGAUCCUCAAAGAAAAUGGAAAAACACCAAUUGCCCCUCAACUAUUUCUCGGAUCAGAAUAUCUGGGGGAUUAUGAUGAAUUUAUGCAAGCUAAUGAAAAUGAAAUGUUGCUGGAAUUUUUAAAACUCAAUGAUUCAUCCCAUACCACAGGCUUAGAAGCUGAAUCAUAA